Messenger RNA from Megalops cyprinoides (Indo-Pacific tarpon), 4044 nucleotides. It is a transcript of the gene ptk2aa, whose product is annotated as protein tyrosine kinase 2aa. Gene Ontology annotation, molecular function: ATP binding; protein tyrosine kinase activity. The coding region runs from base 96 to 3425 and encodes 1109 amino acids. Gene Ontology annotation, cellular component: cytoskeleton; focal adhesion. The transcript has 35 exons. NCBI's taxonomy places the organism in Eukaryota, Metazoa, Chordata, Actinopteri, Elopiformes, Megalopidae. The record is from RefSeq and is a predicted model, not a curated record. Gene Ontology annotation, biological process: protein phosphorylation; signal complex assembly.
AGAAUGUGAUGUGAGAGUAGAGGAAGGAGGACAGAGUCUGUGUGUGUCUGGAGCAGCAGGAAUAGAAACGCGUCCAGGCUGUCAGCCUCUGCCUCAUGUAUUCCGAGGGUUACGGGUGCCUGUCACCCCGCCAGUCCAGAGCACCCUGCACCUGCUGGCCUUUUCUGCACAAAGAAUAUGACAGACACCUAGCCCCGAGUAGAGGCAUGGCAGCAGCGUACCUGGACCCCAACCUGAACCACGCGCUGGGCUCCGGAGCCAAGUCCCGCCUCAGCAUGGGAACGGAGCGCUCGCCAGGCGCGCUCGACCGCGUGCUCAAGGUCUUCCACUACUUCGAAAGCAACAGCGAGCCCAGCACCUGGGCCAGCAACAUCCGGCACGGAGACGCCACCGACGUGCGGGGAAUCAUCCAGAAGAUUGUGGAUAUCCAUAAGGUUAAGUGUGUGUCCUGCUUCGGGCUGCGCCUCAGCCACCUGAAGUCGGAAGAGGUCCAUUGGCUCCACCCGGACAUGGGCGUGUCUCACGUGAGGGAGAAGUAUGAGCUGAACCAUCCGCAGGAAGAAUGGAGGUAUGAGCUGAGGAUCCGCUACCUGCCAAAAGGAUUCAUGAACCAGUUCACUGAAGACAAGCCGACACUAAACUACUUUUACCAGCAGGUUAAAAGUGAUUACAUGUUGGAAAUAGCUGAUCAGGUGGAGCAGGACAUCGCUCUGAAGCUGGGAUGCCUUGAAAUUCGGAGGUUUUUCAGGGAAAUGCGGGGAAAUGCUCUGGAUAAGAAAUCAAACUAUGAAUUAUUAGAGAAAGAUGUGGGCUUGAGAAGGUUCUUCCCCAAGAGUCUGCUGGACUCCGUCAAGGCAAAAACGCUGAGGAAGUUAAUCCAGCAGACCUUCAAGCAGUUCGCCAACCUGAAUGACGAGCAGAGCAUCCUCAAGUUCUUCGAAAUCCUGUCGCCGGUUUACAGAUUUGACAAGGAAUGUUUCAAAUGUGCCCUUGGGUCGAGUUGGAUCAUCUCAGUGGAGCUUGCAAUUGGGCCUGAGGAGGGGAUCAGCUACCUUACAGACAAGGGUUCAACUCCGACGCACCUGGCCAAUUUCAACCAGGUGCAGACCAUCCAGUACUCGAGCGCAGAGGACAAGGAGAGGAAGGGUAUGCUGCAGCUCAACGUGGCGGGAGCAGCGGAGCCCCUCACAGUGACAACGCCGUCACUGAACACAGCGGAAAACAUGGCCGACUUGAUAGAUGGUUACUGCCGCCUGGUGAACAGAGCCUCCCAGUCCUUCAUCAUCAGACCGCAGAAAGAGGGAGAGAGAGCAUUGCCAUCAAUCCCAAAGCUUGCCAACAACGAGAAGAGGUUGGAAGGAGUCCGAACGGGAGUGCGAGCGAUAUCUGUCUCUGAGGAAAUUAGUGGGGACGAGACGGACGACUAUGCGGAAAUCAUAGACGAGGAGGACACCUACACCAUGCCUUCCAAAAGCUAUGGAUUAGAUGAAGCCAGGGACUAUGAAAUCCAGAGGGAUCGGAUCGAGCUGGGCCGCUGCAUAGGAGAGGGCCAGUUCGGAGACGUCCACCAGGGGGUAUACAUGAGCCCGGAAAACCCCUCUCUCUCCGUGGCAAUCAAGACGUGUAAGAACUGCACCUCUGAUAGUGUCCGAGAGAAGUUCCUUCAGGAGGCCUUGACCAUGCGGCAGUUCGACCACCCCCACAUAGUCAAGCUGAUUGGCGUAAUCACAGAGAACCCGGUCUGGAUCAUCAUGGAGCUCUGCACGCUGGGAGAGCUGCGGUCUUUCUUACAAGUAAGAAAGUAUAACCUGGACCUGGCCUCGCUGAUUCUUUUCGCCUACCAGCUAAGCACAGCCCUGGCGUAUCUGGAAAGCAAGCGCUUCGUACAUAGGGACAUAGCGGCGAGGAACGUCCUGGUCUCUUCCACAGACUGCGUGAAACUGGGCGACUUUGGGCUCUCCCGAUACAUGGAGGACAGCUCCUACUACAAAGCUUCCAAAGGGAAACUUCCCAUAAAGUGGAUGGCCCCAGAGUCGAUUAACUUCAGACGCUUUACCUCAGCCAGCGACGUGUGGAUGUUUGGUGUGUGCAUGUGGGAGAUCCUCAUGUAUGGGGUCAAGCCCUUUCAGGGGGUAAAGAACAACGACGUCAUUGGGCGGAUCGAGAACGGCGAGCGGCUGGCCAUGCCCCACAACUGUCCCCCUACCCUCUACAGCCUCAUGACCAAGUGCUGGGCCUACGACCCCAGCAAGAGGCCCCGGUUCACCGAGCUCAAGGCCCAGCUGAGCACCAUACUGGAAGAGGAGAAAGCUCAGCAGGAGGAGCGCAUGCGCAUGGAGAUGAGGCGGCAGGUCACCGUGUCCUGGGACUCUGGAGGAUCGGAUGAGGCCCCCCCAAAACCCAGCAGACCUGGCUACCCCAGCCCCCGGUCCAGUGAAGGAUUCUACCCCAGCCCACAGCACAUGGGCCAGCACAACCACUACCAGGUGUCUGGAUACUCAGGCCCCCUCGGAAUGUCCCCCAUGCCCAGCGGGGGCUACCCACCCCAGGCCUCUGUCCUGGACCCCCACGACUCAUGGAACCACCACCGGCAGCAGGACGUCCCCAUGUGGUCCCCCAACAUGGAGGACGGGGGUCCAUUGGACCUGCGGGGGAUGGGCCAGGGUCUGCCCCCCCACCUGAUGGAGGAGCGUCUGAUGAUGCAGCAGCAGCAAAUGGAGGAGGACCAGCGUUGGCUGGAGCAAGAGGAGCGCUUCUUGAAGCCAGAAUCACGGAACUCCAGGGGCAGCAUUGACCGGGAGGACGGCAGUCUCCAGGGGCCGACGGGAAACCAGCAUAUAUACCAGCCCGUAGGCAAACCAGAGCAUGCAGCUCCCCCAAAGAAGCCCCCCCGCCCUGGAGCACCCAGUCACCUGGGCAGCCUGGCCAGCCUGAAUCCUGUGGAUAGCUACAAUGAAGGAGUCAAGCCCUGGCGGAUCCAGCCCCAGGAGAUCAGCCCGCCCCCCACCGCGAACCUGGACCGCUCCAACGACAAGGUGUAUGAGAACGUGACGGGGCUGGUGAAGGCAGUCAUCGAGAUGUCCAGCAAAAUCCAGCCUGCGCCUCCAGAGGAGUACGUGCCAAUGGUGAAGGAGGUUGGGCUGGCAUUGCGGACACUGCUGGCCACAGUGGAUGAAACCAUACCCAUACUCCCAGCCAGCACUCACAGAGAGAUUGAGAUGGCGCAGAAGCUGCUGAACUCUGACCUGGCGGAGCUCAUCAACAAGAUGAAGCUGGCGCAGCAGUAUGUCAUGACCAGCCUGCAGCAGGAGUACAAGAAGCAGAUGCUGACGGCCGCGCACGCGCUGGCGGUGGAUGCUAAGAACCUGCUAGAUGUCAUCGACCAGGCCCGGCUCAAAAUGAUUGGCCCAGCCAGGCCACACUAGUCCCAGGGGAUGUGGUGGCUGGAGAGAGGCGGCUCGGCAAGGAGCCGGGAGGGAGGCGUCUGUGCUACCGAACUCAGCUGGUAUUCAGCGGGCAGCACCCAGCACACGUCAGGCUGUUUCCCCCAAACACAAGGACUUCAAACCCGGGGAAGAGACUGGACUUCCCCUUUUCUCCACUUCCAAUAAAUUUUUUAUAGACUUCUCAUAUUGCUUUCGAGUCCUAGGACCCUCGGAAAUCGGUUACAAACGCUUAUUUUAUUUGGCUGCGCCUAUCGUUUGUGCUGAUUGUACCUUGUUUUUGUAUCCAGAGACAAACACAGGUGGAUCUUCAGAUAUACAGAUCUGGGGAGAAAUGCAAGCGGAACCUGAAGGGAGAUCCACAGUAUUGUGAUGCCAAGAGUUCUGGGAAACCCCACCAUGGUUGAGAAUUCUUCACAUUUAACACAAACUCUUUCUUUUUUUGCCUUUCAUUGUUACACAGUCAGUAUGCUUAUCCCAACAUUCAAUGGAGGAUCAUAAAUAUAUAUUUUGGAGGUUUUAUCUUUUCAUUUUUUCCACCUCCUCUGACAUAGGCCAGGAGGAAGCCUCUUAAACAGUGAAUAAACUGAGUGGAAAAGUA